AUGGCCUCACCGGCGGAUAGACAGGUCCGUAUCUCGCACGUGGCGGGUCGGUACCUUGUCUUCGAUAUUGACGAUGUCGUUCACAUUCGCCGGCACCAUGGCAUCUGCGCGGUCCUGACGGGUACCAUGCCACAGAACCCGACUCAGAACCUCUUCCUCGGGCUACCUGUUGAGCUGCAUGCCGAGGAGGCCCGACUACUGGUGGACAAAGGCGCUGGUUAUAUCGCUGAUGAGCUUGCCGAACAUUUAUCGCAGCUUACCCUCGCCUCUGACGCGCCGGCGCGUAAAGCAUACCUUCAACACCUCAAGCAGCAGCGCCGCAGCGCGCAACAGGUGUUUAGCGAAGAAAAGGCCAAGGUACAAGCUAUGCAUCAGGACAAGCGCAAGGCUAAGAAGUCGGUCACUCCUCCCGCUUCGUCCUCGGAAGCCCCGGCGGAUACAAGCGAGCGAGAUGCACCCGCGUCCCUCUUUGACACACCUGCUUCCACUCCCGCUACUGUUCACAAUAAAAAAGAAUCUUCCCUUCCUGGCGUGACUCCCACCACCUCCCAACCCCUUACCACCCCACCAUCCUCCUCAUACCCGACCACACCAACACUCAAGAACUACCCCCUCUGCCAGUAUCUCAAUUCCCGUGGGUACUAUACCACGCCCGGCCUCCGGUUUGGCGGCGACUACAGCGUAUAUCCCGGCGAUCCCUUCCGAUACCACGCGCACUACCUGGCUAAUAGCUACGGCUGGCACGAGCAGGUGGCGAUGUUGGAUCUCGUGACUAGCGGGCGGCUGGGCACGGCAGUAAAGAAGGGGUUUUUGUUCGGGGCGGAGAAGCCGGCCGAGGGGGGUACUUCGGAUCGGGGAGAUGGGAAAGAGAAGGAGAAGGAGGUGAGGGUGUUUUGUAUUGAGUGGGCUGGGAUGUGA
Dichotomopilus funicola is the source of this 918-nucleotide messenger RNA. RefSeq lists its product as uncharacterized. The transcript has a single exon. NCBI's taxonomy places the organism in Eukaryota, Fungi, Ascomycota, Sordariomycetes, Sordariales, Chaetomiaceae. The record is from RefSeq and is a predicted model, not a curated record. Gene Ontology annotation, biological process: tRNA-type intron splice site recognition and cleavage; tRNA splicing, via endonucleolytic cleavage and ligation. Bases 1 to 918 code for a protein of 305 amino acids. Gene Ontology annotation, molecular function: tRNA-intron lyase activity; nucleic acid binding. Gene Ontology annotation, cellular component: tRNA-intron endonuclease complex.